Molecule: messenger RNA, 1087 nt
Organism: Dermacentor andersoni
Lineage: Eukaryota; Metazoa; Arthropoda; Arachnida; Ixodida; Ixodidae
Source: RefSeq, a predicted model, not a curated record
GGACGUCAGCCUGCGAAGUUCGAGAGAGUGCAUGGCCGAAAGAGAUUUUGGCGACCGAGCGCUCACCUGGUUUACCGAUCUAUAGAAGAAGCAAUCAGUGAAAUAAUACGGUAGGCAAGUUAGAAGCUGCAUAAACUCGACCGGCCAUGUCUGUGUGCUGAUUCGGAUUUCUAACGCCGCCUGAAUGACUUGCAGGGAGGCGUAGAACUCAACCUCGACUACUUUUGCUCGAGAAGAGGAAUUGCGUGCACUCUUGUCACGCUGUUCUCAGCGAUGUUGUUCAUACUGCUGCAUACCACGAGCAACACUUCCGGCGUCUACAUGUGGCUGUGCUACCUGAGCUUCACCUACUCACUAGUGGGCGUCUACCUGGCGGUGCACAGCCUCUUCAGCUCAGUCGACAGCACAACCACGGUCUUUUCGGUGCUGUACUACGGCUCGGGCUCCAUCUUCUUUCUCGCUGGUGGCGUCGGUGUCCUCUCCAAAGGCUACGAUGGCUUCCUGAGCCUUCUCAUCGGCAGCUUUUCCUUGGUUCUGGGGGCACUUAUGUCCGUCUUCACAAUGUGUGGAUCCAAAAUGUAGAUUUCGGCGGUCGCCAUAUAAGCCACGCCUUAUUCUGCAAACACAUUCAUUGACAUUUACUAUCAUACGCGCUGUACAUUAUGUGGAAAAAUUGACAAAAAUAAACUCCCACUUACGACUCAUACUGAACAGAUUCGAAUUAUUUAAAUUACGAGUGCACCGGUGUGUCUGUGUGUGUUUUCUUCUUACCUCAGUUCAAAAUAUCCGACCCGAUUACGAAUGAGAUUGUGCGUCACGUGCUCUGUCAAAAAAAAAAAGAAAAGAAAAGAAAGAAAGAAAGAAAGAAAGAAAGAAAAACGUGGUUGCGCCACGAGAGUUAAACCGGAUUCCCCUAUUUCACCACCCGUUGAAUACUCCUUUCCGUCAAGGACGUACGUUCGUGCGUCGUGCGUCUAAGUGAUCUCUCCUUUCAUGCAACGAGUCUCGACUGCGCAGCUCCCCUACGGGGCAGGCCACGCGCAGUGUUCGCGUGCGUGCGGUGGCUUGAGACGAGCGUAAAGCUCCU